Pieris brassicae (large cabbage white) is the source of this 4894-nucleotide messenger RNA. It is a transcript of the gene dmpd, whose product is annotated as F-box only protein 28. The record is from RefSeq and is a predicted model, not a curated record. Gene Ontology annotation, biological process: positive regulation of DNA-templated transcription. Lineage: Eukaryota; Metazoa; Arthropoda; Insecta; Lepidoptera; Pieridae. The transcript is spliced from 8 exons. Bases 162 to 1658 code for a protein of 498 amino acids. Gene Ontology annotation, molecular function: protein binding; transcription coactivator activity. Gene Ontology annotation, cellular component: nucleus.
AACACUGACAAUCAUUUUCGUGUAAAUUGAAAGCAAGCGUAGCGCGAUUUUAUGAUAUUGCGUAUUAAUUUGGCAAAUUUUUAUAUUGCAAAUUCUGAAUUAUAUUACAUAAAAUCAUGUGCAUGAACUCUUGAAAGUAGUUUAUAGAACAAUUGGGCAAGAUGGUGUCGACGAGGCAAAUGAGUAGUAUAGGAGGUGGUGGAAAUGGAAGUAGUGAUGGUGCCGGUCCAUCUCAUGCGGAACCUGUAACCGUGGCGCGCGUUACCCGUCAUUCGAGUGCUCAGCUUCCAGGGGGCUCGUCUCCUCAUGGAAGUUCUAAAAACUCUUUAAUACCGACACCCAAGACCUUCAAUACAAACCUUCUGGAUCUACCAAUUGAAGUUAUGGAAAAGAUUUUUCGUUAUGUGGGAUUCAAAAAUGUGUCGCAUCUCAGACUGGUCAACAGGCAGCUUAACAAUAUGUGCAGUAGCAUUUUGAAUUCAACUUUUCAAAGAUUACAAAACCAAAUGCUCCAUCGUUUUCAAGCAAUCAAGGCAAAGAUGCCCCGUCGAGAGUCUGCCAGGAGGAGCCAUCCUCUUGCAUGUGAAUCUGAUAUUAUUGAAACAUUACAUAUGAGACUUAGUUUAUUGCAAAUGACCUUAGGAAAGCACAUUGAGAGGAAACAUUGCUGUUUCUUUCCUGGAGAGAUUUUAGAUGAAGUGUAUAGUAUUUUAUCAUAUCUAAAAACAACAACAAAGUUAGCAAGACCAUACAAAGUAACAGAUGAGUUGUUUGACCUGACUACAAUGGCUAUGGAAUAUUUCAAAGAGCACAUUGAACCCAAUUUGCCAGAAAUUACAUACUUUGGCACAGAUUUCUUUGAUAUCACAACUGCUUUCUCACCGGGUGAGAGUAGUAAAUCGUACCUAUGUCUCGAUUCACCACCAGCGAGUGGGUUCGAGUCUUCCUCGCAACAGCCUGGCGGGAAUUCUUCGGGCGAUCGCCGCGUGUCCUCUCUAAAUCUCUACAUGGAGGAAAGCCUGCCUCCAUCUCCUCCACCACCACAGAGCAACAUGGUGCUAAGGAAACGGAUACACCGCAUCAAACAGGGAAUGAAAAAAUACAAUGAUCAGUUGUCAGCCUUGCGCAGUGAUUUACGUAGUUGUAAGCGGAAAACUGCGUUACAACAGAAGCAAAUCGCCGAACAACAGAAGCAGAUAGCCGAACAGCAGAAGCAAACUCUGGAAUAUGCUAACCGGUUGGACGAUUAUGACAAGAAGAACGAGGAGACCAGCCGCAAAUUUCAGACUCUAUUGCAGGAGCUGAAUAAGUGCAAGACAGAAUUACAGUACUGGCGUUCCCGUUCUCCGGCCGUUCCGCCUCUUUGUGCUGAGUGCGGCGCGUCGCUGCGACUGUCGCCUGUUGCGGCGCUUGCGCAGUGGCCAUCAGGCUCUAGCUCUGAAGCCAGCGUGGAAGCGAGUGGCAGUAAGGAGCCUGUCUCUAGCGUCAUCGAGACUCCCACAGAAAUACCCCUAAAAACUGAACAGAAGUCGGAGGCGAGUAGUGGUGAAGAAACGGCCGCUAGCACACCGCCGACUCGUCGCAGGGCGUCAGCCGAUGCCGCAUCUGCAACACCGGACCGUAAGAAGCGACGCCUUACCCGCCCAAGGAAACUCUGAAACCGCAAGGUCUAUUUCACGCGUUCGAUAUUUGAAUCUUUGAAAAAGCAAUUCCAUGUUUGAGCCUUGGAAUCGAGGGUAUGGAUUGUUUCACGCGGCUUUGAGAUUCUCUAUACGCGUUCCAUCUUUGAACUAAAAGCUUGUUCCAUUGGAAACUCAAAUCUCUCACGCGUUCUAAAUAUGAAAUAUUCACUAAACAACUCAACUUUUUGAAUAGAGUUGUGGAAUUUUGCAUGGGUUGUUCAAUGCGCGUUUUGGAACUGAAUGUUUCACUUGUUCUAUAUUUGAAACUUUGAAUAAUUUAUUCUAGGUUUUUACCUUUAAAUUUAAAACAAGGUCAUCAAAGAUCGUAACUUUAUGAACAUAGAAUAUUUUACUUGUUUCAAUUUGAAUUUGGAACAAGGUCCUUAUUGGAAACGCAACUUUUUAUUCUUGAAUAGAAAAAAGGAACCAAGUUCCAUUGUGGAACUUUUUAUAAAAUAUUCUAAACAGUUUAAACUACAUUUAGCUUGGCUUAGUACUCAGUACAUGGCGUAAUGUAUUCAGUACCAGAUGUGUGUAUUAUAAAUACCAUCUUUUGAUACAAAUUAAAUCAUCCUAAUUAAACUUUUUUAACAUAAAUCUUUCUCAUUCCAUCUAGUUAUGUUUACGUUAUGAGGGAAAGGUACAGCAGUGUUUUAGUUAUACCGUAAGUAGGUCCAUUUAUCUUCUAUAAGGAAAUAAUCUAUAUAAAAAUAAAAUGAAGACGAUAAAAUAAUUCGUCUACAACAUUUAAACCAUUAAUCCUUUUAAGUUAUAUACAAAAAUUACUUUUAGUAAAAAGAUCAGUUAUUUUCAACAUAAGCAAACAUUCGGGCAUGUGCACUUAGGAACGUACUUUACUGAUUUCAUUGCUUACUAGUGUUUUUAAUUUCUGAACUUGUUUUUAAAUUGUACUAAAAGAUAUAUCUAAUUGACAAAAAGACUACAUAUAUUUUUUUCAUAGAUUUACGUUUAUGGUACAGAUGCAUGUUGUUAUAUACUUUACACCCAUAGAUAAUUAAAUAGCUAAUGAAUGGUGUUAACGCUGUUAGCAAAUGAGUGAUUUUUUUUUUACAGAUUGAUAUUUUACACAAUACAUGGUUUCAAACAAAAAGUAAUGCUUCUAUAAUAAAAUAAUUUUACCAAUUUACGAGUUACUCGUUCGAUUUUAGUUAUAUUAGUUAAUAAAAUUAUAAUUCUUGAAUACACAAGUAGAGUGCAUUUAUUAUACGACAUCGAAGUUGAUUAGGGUUAAUGUUGCAAAUAGAAGAAUUUAAACUAACACAAAGAAACGUUCAAUGAACUCCACUUAAUUAUAGUAAUGCAGCCAAUAACACUUGAAACUUAUCCUCAGAAUCGAGACUUAGAGCUAUGUGUGACUCGUGUAUAAAUUGGUGUUUGAUAAACACGAGUUAUAUUUAUGUCUCGACUCUGAGGGUAGAUUCAAUAAAGCUUCUAUAUAUAAUAAAGAUUCUAUGUCGUGUCAUCCGAAAUCUAUGUGGAUAUGCUCAAGUGAAGGUAAAAUAAUAAUGCUUUAGACAAAUAUACUUGGCAAACGUGACCAAUGGGUCUGUUUGGAUGGUCACGUGACCAUGCGGCAAUUGCAAUUUUUAACAUGAUUUGGAUUCUAUUGUACUAUGGCAUGUUUAAUAUAUACAUAACGAAAAUUUUCACUAAAUCUUUUUAAAAUCGGACAUAAGGAAAAAUGCGACAGCGAAUAAAAUAUAAAUGACGCAAACUAUGAACUAUGUGAGGGAAUGUUAUUGUAAAUACAUCGUGUACAAACUUACAUAAUAACUGUAUAUAUUGUGGCAUGGAGUAUAGUUAUAAAAAUAUUUUAGUACGUGUUUUAAAUAUUCAGAAACGGCUUCACACAACAUAUCAAAUAAUUUCAGUUACCUUAGAAUAGUUGAGUAAAAUUGGAAACGCACAAUAUUAGCCCCUUAACCAGUCUAAUUCUCUUUCGUCUCUUUCUGUCGAAUUGUGUUUACGCUGUGAUGAAAAGAGAUAUUAAAACGGUGCAAUUAAUAAGAGUUUUUGAAUUAUUUCGCUUUAGUGUUGAUUUUUAUCCUAGAGACAGGAUAUAUAUCUAACUGCAUGUUUGAGUUUCGCAUAACUGCCUAAUAAAUUAUGCAUUUUAUACAUAUAAAACUUAAUCAGUCUUAACUGUGGUUUAAGUAAAGUGUUUUCACUUUCACACUUUGAUCUUAAUGUGUUCCGUAUGAAAAUAUGUGUUUCAGUUAAAACAGUGCAAAAACUGAUUUAGUUUUUAUAAAUGUGUUUUAUCUAAUAUCAACGGCUUAUAUUUAAUAUAUUCAAUUGUCUUAGUACAGACACUUGAAAAAUUCGCAAACUUCGAUACACAUAUUCCAUACAUUUGGUAUGGGUUCGUAAUGUUUACUUCUAUAACGAUCCACGAAGCCAUGGUUUAAAAAAAAACAUUGUUCGUGCUAAGAGUACUGUAGCUCUGUUUUAAUUGUACACAACAAAAUUGUAUAAUUAAUAAUUUCUCCAUAUUCAAGGGCAACGAAUUCAAUUUUAAAGCCGUGGUAACGUUUAAGAAUUGUAGUGAAACUCUUAUUGAUCCUAACUAAAAUAAACAUUUUUAACUGUCGGUAAAUAAACCAGAAAUACUAAAUUUAUGUUGUAGGCCUACUUUAUGUUUGUGUACCGUCAGCCAAUCUUAUACCGCAUUGGUUUUUUUUUUGUUGCGGGUAGUUCAAAAAUUCCCAAUAUCUGCUUUGUAUAUAAGUUAAUAACGCUUGCAUAUUGUUUAAAACUGAAUUUCACAAUUCUCAUGCAUUUGGUACAAGAAAUGCCUUGUUAUAUUUUGUAUAUAAUUGUACAUACUAUGUGUGUAGAAUCGUAGAUUACAUAAGUCAAUACAAAAUACAGAUGUUAAUAGUUUGUAUAUUUUUUUAAUUAAAUAUAAUUUGUUUUAGUGCAAUUUCAUAUUUAUCUAUUUCGCUUGAAUUGGUUUGUAUAAGUUAUUCUACAUUUGUCUAUGGAUAGAGGAUUAGGUUCUAAUUCCUUAAAAAUGGUUUACGCAUGAAAGCCUAAAACGCAGUUUUAUGUAUUUGUAAUAUUAAGUUAGUAUUAUGUUGCAAAAAAAAAAAAUUAAAAACGCCUUAAGGCCUAUUGGAGUGCAAAUGUUAAUUUAAGUGAUACUUUGGAGUAUGCAAAAAAAAAAAGGUUGGUUAACGAAAGUUAAUUGU